AUGAUGGUGUUUGGAUGCUUAUUUUAUCCUGAAACGCUCACGUUGAACUUUCAAACGACAGUCAACAUGUCCCAUCCACUAUUUAUAGCAAUUGUAAGCCUUGUUAUAUUUCUAACAGCUUACGGAAACAGGGAAUUUAUAUUUGGCAAGUUUGAAGGAAAUGUUGUAUUUGACUACAGCAAGAACUCUGAUAUUUUAUCACAAUUAGGACUAGUAGGCUCAUCUUAUGCUAGCAAAUGCCAUGGUAAGGUAGUGAAGAACAAGAGCCAGCAAAAUCAUACUGCUUCACGUUAUGGAGAUGCACUCAGUGGUUGCGACAGUCCCAUUGAAUUGAUGCAAUCUACCCUCGAUUGGAUUAAAGAUAACCUAUUGGAUAAAAUUGAUUUUGUUGUCUGGACAGGUGACAACGUUAGACACGAUAAUGACAGGGAUCAUCCUCGUUUGGAAUCGCAAAUAUUCGAAAUGAAUCAAGUUGUAGCUGAUCUUAUUCACAGUACAUUUCUUACUGAUAAAGAUAGAGAAAACCAAGAGAAUAUAAUCGAUAAUUCGAGCCGUGAUAUCAAAAUAAUUCCUUCCUUGGGAAAUAACGAUGUAUAUCCUCAUAAUAUGUUCUCCCCAGGACCCACUCUUCAAAUCAGAGAAUUCUACAGGAUCUGGAGAAACUUUGUUCCAGAGGAGCAAUUACACGUAUUUGGCCGAGGUGCAUACUUUUUUGUGGAAGUCAUAAAAGGAAAACUCGCUGUAUUAUCAUUCAAUACUUUGUAUUUGUACACAGCAAACCCUCUAGUGGAUAACUGUGAUAGUCGUAAACAGCCAGGCUACCAGCUUUUUCGUUGGCUUGGUGUUGUACUCGAAGAAAUGAGGAAAAGGGAUAUGAAAAUAUGGCUGACUGGCCACGUUCCUCCGGUACCGAAAAAUUAUGAUGAAUCUUGCUUGAGAAAGUAUAUUAUCUGGACUCAUGAGUAUAGAGACGUCAUUAUUGGUGGAUUGUAUGGACAUAUGAACAUUGAUCACUGGAUCCCUCUAGAUUCUGAGUGGGCAUAUAAUUCUCUAGCAGCUGAAGUGUUUCCAUCUGAAAGCAUACCAUUUGAUUUAUACACUGGAUUCCCAGAACUUGAUAUUAAAGAUGCAGACGGCAUGUCACAUCGUUAUGACGGAGUUCCUGUUGGAAAGGUUAGGUACAUGAACUCGGUGCGUGAAGAUCUCUACGCCCGAAUAGCAGAGAGUAAUGAUUCGGGUAUAUUCUCUGAUCGAUAUUCCAUUGCACAUGUAUCUACCAGCGUGAUACCAACCUACAACCCAGGAAUCAGAGUUUGGGAAUACAACAUUACAGGCCUGGUUGAUGAAGAUGAAAAGAGAGCUGAGAUUCAAAGGCAUCCUCCAUGGUCGACUUUUUUUGAAGAUUUGGAGGUGGAAAUGGCGGAAGAUGAGGAGACCGACGAAUUUGCCUUUCCUACAAAGGACCCUUCGUUACCCGUGAAAAUGCCAUCAAAGACACCUCUUGGUCCUGCCUAUGUUUCUCAGACAUUCUCUCCUUUGAGGUACGUACAGCUCUUUGCCAAUUUGACUGCCAUCAAUUCAGGUCAGUCCCCGUUCCAGUAUGAACUUGAAUAUACCACUGAUGACUCACCUUACCAGAUGAACAGUCUGUUGGUUGAUGAUUGGAUCAAGCUUGGUCGAAAACUAGGUGCCUCCACGGAUGAUCAAUGUCCCUCGCAAUAUAAGCACCUUUGGAAGAGUUUUCUUUCCCGGGCUUUUGUCCAGACAGACUACGAAGAUACAGGAAUAUAG
This is a messenger RNA of Komagataella phaffii GS115, 1791 nucleotides long. Its product is annotated as Vacuolar endopolyphosphatase with a role in phosphate metabolism. The record is from RefSeq and is a predicted model, not a curated record. Gene Ontology annotation, molecular function: exopolyphosphatase activity; endopolyphosphatase activity. Gene Ontology annotation, biological process: polyphosphate catabolic process. Gene Ontology annotation, cellular component: fungal-type vacuole; membrane. Lineage: Eukaryota; Fungi; Ascomycota; Pichiomycetes; Pichiales; Pichiaceae. The coding region runs from base 1 to 1791 and encodes 596 amino acids. The transcript is spliced from 2 exons.